GCCGGCUGGCUGUCGACAUGGAGCAGAAGUGGGAUUUGUAUUGUCUUUCCGGGCUUUUCUUUAAAUGAAACCCGGAAAAGUAUUUUAUUUAAAAAAUCUACGAACCGUGAUUCAUCAUGGCGCGGAGAUACCGCGACGCUGCAGCAAAACUGCAGCAAAAUAUCCAGCGUCACCUGCAAGACAUGAAGGAACUUUCUUCGUCUGAUGAUGAGGACCCAUACGACUCCGAGUUGCUUGAUGGAGUCUUCAGGAGUUACUGGAGCGGUGGCGGGGACUCCCAGUUGCUGAAUCGCACGAGAUGUCUUAUAGAAGAAGCACUAAGCGGUCGGUCCGUCACCUGCCUUAUUUGCAUCGGUUCUAUCAAAAGGGCUGAUGCGAUAUGGAAUUGUGGCCAUUGCUAUUCCUAUUUUCACCUUUCCUGUAUACAGAAGUGGGCCAACGACUGUGUUAGUCUUAAACCUGAGGAGAGCCAAGCCCCCAUAUCUGUGGUUGUUCCCAAAAAAAUAGACUGGUGCUGUCCAAAAUGUCGGCAUUCUUACACUAAGGAGCAGAUACCGCAGAAGUAUAAAUGUUACUGUGGUAAGACUGUUGAUCCAUCCGUCCAUCCAUGGUUAAUACCACAUUCUUGUGGUGAAGUUUGUAUGAAGAGGUUGUCUACAGGAAGUCACUGUAUGCACAAGUGUUUGUUGCUCUGUCACCCAGGGCCAUGUCCACCUUGUCCUCAGACUGUUGAUGGCACUUGUUACUGUGGAAAACAAAAGAAGAAGGUCAGAUGUAGCUCAGAUAAAUGGUCCUGUAGGCAGCAGUGUAAGAAACUACUACUUUGCAAGUCUCAUAGAUGUGAAAACGAGUGUCAUGAAGAAGACUGCCCACCCUGCAGCUACACCAGCUUGCAGCCAUGCCAAUGUGGCACAGAAAAAGCAAAAAGACCAUGUAAUGACCCAAAUUGGCAAUGUCAAAAACCAUGUAACAAGCCCUUUGAUUGUGGGUACCACAAAUGUGAGAAAGUAUGCCACUCUGGCACUUGUGGAACCUGCCCUAAUUCCGGCAUGCGUUCCUGUCCAUGUGGAGCUAAUCGGCGCUUUGUCCAAUGUCCAGAUUUUAUUGAAACCUGUCUUGGUACUUGUGGUAGGAAACAUGAGGAAUGUGUUCACAGCUGCCCGGAGAAAUGCCACAAGGGCCCAUGUCCACCAUGCCAAGUCCUGGUUCAGAAAAAAUGUUACUGUGGAGCUCAUACAAGGUCCCUGCCAUGCAGUAAGGAGUUUAAAUGCGAGUCCAAAUGCAGGGGCACUAGGCCAUGUGGUAAACAUCCCUGUGCACGUAAAUGUUGCAAUGGUAGAUGUCCACCUUGUGAGAAGAUUUGUGAUAAACCUCUGCAGUGUGGUAGGCAUAAAUGCACCACAGUUUGUCACCACGGCCCUUGCUACCCCUGCCCCAGGGAGUCAAAAGUGAGCUGCAGAUGCAAAGAGACCUACAUCACUGUUCCUUGUGGUAGAGAGAAGAAUGUUAAACCACCAAAGUGUACCCUGCCUUGCAAAUUCAAAUACAAAUGUGGACAUGGAGUGGAAAACAAACAUUCCUGCCAUUUUGGAGAUUGUCCUCCUUGUAAAGCUAUUUGUGAUAAGUCAUAUCUAAAGUGUGAACAUAAGUGUAAGGCUGUAUGUCAUGAAUAUGUAGCUGUAGUCUUCAAACAGGUUGAGAAACCAGCAACACCAUGGGAGGUGCAGCCCCCAAAGACGAAAAUAAUGGCAUUAGAUUGCCCCCCUUGUGAGACUCCUGUCUCUGUCAUUUGUUUUGGAGAACAUGAGACAGAAAAUCAGCCCUGUCACUCUGCGAGGCGUCGCCCUUGCGGGCGCGAGUGCGGGCGACCCCUCGCCUGUGGAAACCAUUCAUGUACUUUACUCUGUCAUUUAUACAACCCUGAUCCAGAUUACCCAAAUGUGCCUUAUAAAUGUAGGCCAUGUAACAGAGAAUGCCUAGUUCCCCGUCCAGUAAAAUGUGCACAUAAAUGCCCUAAACGCGAAUGUCACCCAGGUGAAUGCCCACCGUGUGAGAUUUUGGAACGUAUCCCCUGCCACUGUGGCAUCACAGAACUUUAUUUACGUUGCAGAGAGCUCUCUCAAACCACUGAAGAAAUUCUGUCUUGCAAACAACAGUGUUCAAGGAAUCUAGAGUGUGGACAUCGUUGCAAGAAUAACUGCCAUUCAGGUCCAUGUGGAAAACAAGUUUGUACCAAAAAGACAAAAGUUUACUGCCCAUGCAGUAACAUAAAGAAAGAAGCACCAUGCAAUGCUGUCAGGAAAGGAGAAGUAACAAUAACAUGUGAUGAAAGUUGUGAGGUAAAGAAACUAGCAGUUAAACAGGAGAAGGAAAAAGAAGCACAGAGAUUGAAACAGCUGGAAGAAGAGAGAAAUAGAAAAGAGUUAGAGGAGUAUGAGUGGAAGUUAAGUGGAAAGAAAAAGAAGUAUAAGGAAAAGAAGGUUGCAGUUGUGAAAGAUAACAGAAAUUGGUUGCAAAAAUAUUGGAUUCAAAUUUUAUCUAUUUUAAUUGUAAUUUUUGCAGCGCUGUAUUUUGUAUUUUAUGUGUGACUUGUGAAAUUAUUUAAGUAAAAAUAACCGAUACAGAAGAAGACAUACUUUGAGUGAUAUUUUCUUGUCAUUAAAAAUGGCUUCAUUCAAAAUUAUAAGAUUUUAGAAACCAGUUGCUAGUUUAUUUCAAUUAUUUAAAUGUUUUAUAGGGCCUAGACAAUUAGAAUUAUUAUUGGUGUUAGAAUUGUUCAAUACCAUAGAGGUAGAUUGGCAGACUGGUAAUAUCUACAUGCCAUUAUUUGGUAGGUACCUAUACAUGAACUAGAAUAGUAAUUUAUUAACUGGUAACGCCUUUGAUUUGUUUAAGCAACAAUCACGGUAAUAAGCAUAUUGUGAAUGCACAUACGAUUUUAAAAUAAAUAGGUAUAAUGCCUGUAUAAUGGUGCUAAUUCCUGUAAAUACCAUCUAAUUUUAUUUUAAGUUAUAUCUGUCAUUUUCUUAUCCGCCGAAAAGGGAAGGGACGGGUAAUCGACAAGCAUAAAAUUUAUGGAACACACGUCAAUUUUAAGCACAAAUCGAAACCAACCGUCUAAAAAUUUUACAUCAGUCAAUAACCCGACACAUUCAUUUACUCAUUCUUCCUAAAAUUAAGAGCUGUGAAUCAUCCGUCCCUUUCCUUUUCGACGGAUAUGAAAAUGACGGAUAUAACUUAAAAUAAAAUUAGGCGGUGUCUCCAGGAAUCGGGGCCAAUGUGUAUCCUAACAGUCUAUAGUCCUAUCUGUAAGUCUUAUUAUGAUUCCUAUUGUAAUUUUUAAUAAAAGACAUUUUGAUAUAA
Molecule: messenger RNA, 3363 nt
Organism: Pectinophora gossypiella (pink bollworm)
Lineage: Eukaryota; Metazoa; Arthropoda; Insecta; Lepidoptera; Gelechiidae
Product: NF-X1-type zinc finger protein NFXL1
Exons: 1
Coding region: 117-2588 (823 amino acids)
Biological process (GO): regulation of DNA-templated transcription
Cellular component (GO): nucleus
Molecular function (GO): DNA-binding transcription factor activity, RNA polymerase II-specific; zinc ion binding; RNA polymerase II transcription regulatory region sequence-specific DNA binding
Source: RefSeq, a predicted model, not a curated record